Portunus trituberculatus (swimming crab) is the source of this 2126-nucleotide messenger RNA. Its product is annotated as glycoprotein-N-acetylgalactosamine 3-beta-galactosyltransferase 1-like. Lineage: Eukaryota; Metazoa; Arthropoda; Malacostraca; Decapoda; Portunidae. The record is from RefSeq and is a predicted model, not a curated record. Gene Ontology annotation, molecular function: N-acetylgalactosaminide beta-1,3-galactosyltransferase activity. The transcript is spliced from 6 exons. The annotation marks the transcript as partial. Gene Ontology annotation, cellular component: membrane.
ACUACCACCACCACCACGCCCGCGCUAAAUGCCUCCCACGCGCCCGCCCGCCCGCACAAAGUUUGCCACAACACCGUGGCGGAGAAAUUAAUGCGAGAUGUGAAGAUCCUUUGCCUAGUUGUCACCUUCCCAGCGCACCAUGUCACGCACGCCCUGCCCGUUCACCGCACAUGGGGGAAGCGGUGUACACAAACGAUAUUUAUCACGAAUACAGAUACGGAGAGGCAAGGAAAGGGUGAAAAGGGGAAGAAAAGGGUGGAUAUUGACAAGGGUGUGGUGUUGCAGCCCGAAGAUGUGAGUGAGCUGUUCUUUAUGAGAGUUCCUGACACUUCGCAAGGAAGGGAUGGGCUCUGGAAUAAAACAAAGUUCGCCUUCACCUAUGCCCACGAAUUCUAUAUAAACGACUUCGACUGGUUCGUGAAGGCUGAUGAUGACACUUACUUCAUCAUGGAGAACCUUCGUUACUGGCUCCAUGACAAGGAUCAAGACGAGAAGCUGUUUUACGGGCUCAGUACACGCCACAUAUACCCAAGGUUUCUGAGCGGCGGGGCUGGCUAUGUGUUAAGCCGAGGAGCGCUGAGGGAGUUUCAAAAAGUCACGUCCACCACCAACGCCACCGGUUACUUCGAAGAGGACCUGCAGAUGGCGUCAGUUCUGGCAGCUGGCGGAGUGUUCCCGGGCGACCUGAGGGACAGAGAUGGCCGCCCUUUGUUCUUCCCGCUGGAUCCCGCCUAUUUGAUGGAGCCCAGAGAGAAAGACCACAGCUUUUGGUACUGGCAGAUGUUAGCGCAUGACCACCCAACGGGUGUGACGUGCUGCAGCUCCCACGCCAUCUCCUUCCACUACAUCACUGGCGCCAUUCUGUACCAGCUGGAGUUUUUCAUCUACCAUUUAAAACUGUUUGGCGUGGGCGAGAGGACCGGGGUGUGCUGAGAGAGAGAGAGAGAGAGAAAGAGAGUGUGUGUGUGUGUGUGUGUGUGUGUGUGUGUGUUAACGAGCCUAAAGAAGGUUAUGCUAGGAGGAUGAAGAGAAUAGAAUGAGAAGAGCAGAUAUGAAUGUUUGAGAGAGAAAAAGAGGAAGAGGAGGAGGAGGAAGAGGAGGAAGAGGAGGAGGAGGAGAAAGAGAAAGUAAUGUUUUGUCAUGCACAUAUUCUAUUAUUUCUUCAUUUUUUUCGUUAUUUUAUUUUACUUUUUCUCUCUCCUUUCAAUCCACCUAUCCCGUCCUCCCCCGGCAGCCUCUCUCUCUCUCUCUCUCUCUCUCUCUCUCUCUCUCUCUCUCUCUCUCUCAUUGACCUCCGCUGACCUCCUGUAUAGCUGCGAGGUCAGGGAGGCUCCGGGAUGUGUGUGUGUGUGUGUGUGUGUGUGUGUGUGAGGCUAUAUUGAGAAAGCUGCCUGUCUCCUAUUCGAAAAACGUUUUGCUCUCUCGCCACUAUUUUCCAAGGCCACAGAGAUGAUUAGCGGGGUUUUCAAGAGUUUCUCCAGUUGAUAAUGUAGAAAUCUUGUCACUCUGCCUCUAGAAACGUAAAAAUACCUUAGGAAACUCGUGGAAAAUUAAAUAAAGCCUUUUGAAAUAGUGGAGGUGAUGGAGCUGAUGGCGGGAAACAAAACAUUCACGAGUCUAAAGUAAAUGAGAAAAAUAAAGUAAAAGAACAUAGAUAUAUUGAAAUUAUUAUUAUUAUUAUUAUUAUUAGUGAUUCAAGGAUGACUGACGUAAAAAUAACUGUCCUAUCGGUUUGUUUUCUUCCUGUCUUGCUGAUGUGCGCGUCCUCAGUCAGUGUGUGUGUGUGUGUGUGUGUGUAGCUUUCGUCAAGGCUGCUUGGAAGGUCACAGGGAAAGGCGAGGUACUUACUGUGACCUUCCCUCUUUAUUUGAGUGUUAAGUCUUUUCUUGUGACGUCUUUUUAAUUAUUACUCGUGUGUGUGUGUGUGUGUGUGUGUGUGUGUGUGUGUGUGUGUGUGUGUGUGUGUGUGUGUGUGUGUGUGUCGUAAAACUUGUAUGUUGUUACAAUAAAGAAUAAGAGAUGAAUAUAUUGUCAUUACCAUUACGACUACUACUACUACUACUACCGCUACCAUCAAUACCACCUACUAAUACUAUCACUACCACUACCACCCUUAGCACUACUAC